Molecule: messenger RNA, 979 nt
Organism: Lagenorhynchus albirostris (white-beaked dolphin)
Lineage: Eukaryota; Metazoa; Chordata; Mammalia; Artiodactyla; Delphinidae
Gene: C19H19orf81
Product: chromosome 19 C19orf81 homolog
Exons: 6
Coding region: 217-813 (198 amino acids)
Source: RefSeq, a predicted model, not a curated record
AGCCGUAGAGGUACCUCAGGGCGAAGCUGAUGCGGCCGCACGGCGCCCCCGCGCCGGCCUCUCCGGAACCUGGGGCCCCGCCGCCGCGCCGGCCGCCGGGUCCAGUGCCCUGGUACAACUCCGGCUUGAUCUGUCCGAUGAGCUUGGCUUUCUCCUCACCGCCUGGGCACCCAGCACAGCUUCCAGGACACGAAGAGGGAGACACCCAGAAGGACAAUGCCACAGAACGUCACGAUGACCGACAGCAGGCUCACGGAGAUGUCUGGAGAGAGUGAGGACAAAGGAGCACUUCUUGUGGACCUAGAGACCCUAGAGGAGACGCAGGCUCGGAGCCUGGGCAGACCUGUCAAAUCCUCGAAGCAGUAUCUGCGCCAGGUCAUUGCAGAAUACGAGGCACUGGACCGAGAGCUCCCGUGCAUCCGCAAGUUCCCCAUGCCACCUGCUGCCCAGCCCCUCUGUCUGUGCAUGGAGACCUCACCCGAAGAGGACCUUACCCACCUGGAGGUGCUGGAGGCGCUGGAGGCCGAGUUACCCGGGGCCAUGGAGAGCGGGCGUGUGAGGAGCAUCCGCUUUGAGAACGUGAACGUCAUCUGUGGGACUGCUGGGCGCCGGGACCGGUGGCUCAUCACGGUCACGGACUUCCAGACUCGCUCGCGCCUACUGCGCUCGGGGCUCCGCCUCCGCGGGCUCCACCACCUUCUCGUGCGCAACGACGAACUGCUGCUGGGCGAUUACCGCCUGCACCUGCGCCGCUCCCUGGUCCGACGGCGCAUGCUCGAGGCUCUGGGGGCGGAGCCGACCGAGGAAGUCUGACGUUUUGGGGGCGGGCCCCGGCUGCGCCUGCGCACCGCCCAGCGGGCUCGGGCGACCCACCCGGAAUCCCGAAAGGGGCGUUGCCUUCCCAGGAAGGAGGCGGGGUCGGCUCGAGGGGGUGGAUACUGUGAGUUUAAUUAUAAAGAAUGACCUGGUACAAAAGCCA